Molecule: messenger RNA, 6496 nt
Organism: Gavialis gangeticus (Gharial)
Lineage: Eukaryota; Metazoa; Chordata; Crocodylia; Gavialidae
Gene: ARHGAP45
Product: Rho GTPase activating protein 45
Exons: 23
Coding region: 216-3776 (1186 amino acids)
Biological process (GO): activation of GTPase activity; signal transduction
Cellular component (GO): membrane
Molecular function (GO): GTPase activator activity
Source: RefSeq, a predicted model, not a curated record
CCUGACAGUCAAGUCAGUGAAUGUGGUUGAACUGCUAAGGGAGUCGCUCCCGAGCUGUGAGGGCUGCAGCUGCGCGGGACACCUACGCGGCCCCUCGACGUGGCUGGAGCCAAGCCUGGUGCAUGGAAAUAGGGAAGCCACGCCGGACAGGACCCCCGGCCUGAGACGCUGCGGAGGGCUGCUCUGGGGCGAGGCGAUCUCGACUUGGGGGGAAGAUGUUUUCAAGGAAGAAGCGGGAGCUGAUGAAGACGCCGUCCAUCUCGAAGAAGAGCAGGGCAGGAAGCCCCAUACCGCAAGCGCUGGCGGACCUGCCGCGGAAGGACUGCCUUGAAGCGCCUCCCUCCAGCCUGGCGGACCAGGGUCUGUCCAGCCCCAAGCUCAGCAGCAGCCCCAGUGGCAUGGGCACGCUCAAGCGGCCCACCAGCCUGAGCCGGCAUGCCAGCGCCGCCGGCUUCCCCCUGGCCUCGGCGGGCACCCGGGGCAUCGCCAAGGGCCACAAGACCCCCACCACCUACAGCCCCGUUGACAGUGCCGACGCGCCGUUCAUCGAGGUAGAGGACAUCCCGCAGCUUCUGACCUACGUGGCCCUCUUCGCCGAGGCCUUGGAGAAGCUGAGGGACGUGGUUCUCAGAGACGACCAUGUGGAGCCGCAGCGGCCCAUCGCGCACGAGUGCCUUGGGGAAGCCCUGCGCAUCCUGCGCCAGGUGAUCAACAAGUACCCGCUGCUCAACACCUUGGAGACCCUCACGGCUGCUGGGACCCUCAUCUCCAGGAUCAAAGGCUUCCACUUUGAAACCAACAACGAGACGGACAAGAGGGAGUUCGAGAAAGCCGUGGAGACCAUUGCCGUCUCCUUCAGCAGCACGGUGUCGGAGUUUCUCAUGGGGGAGGUGGACAGCAGCACCCUCCUCUCCAUACCUCCUUGGGACCAGAAUCAGUCUAUAGAGAACCUCUACGGGAUCUCUGGGCAUGGGGGAGAGGACAUGCUCCCUGGCAUCGGAAACUAUGACUCAGGCCGUCUGUCUGCGGAGGAGGUGGACGUCAUACUCCAGAGGUGCGAGGGCGGAGUUGAAGCUGCCCUCCAGUAUGCCAAAAACAUCUCCAAGUAUAUGAAGGACCUCAUGUACUACCUAGAGAAGAGGACCACGCUGGAACUGGAGUUUGCCAAAGGGCUACAGAAGAUUGUCAACAGCUGUAAGCAAACCAUCGCUCAGGAGUCGUAUAUGCCGUUCCUGUCCAUCUACUCGCUGGCUCUGGAGCAGGACAUGGAGUAUGGCAUCUCAACAGUGCAAGCUGCAGCCACCUUGCAAAACCAUACCUUCUUGCAGCCACUAACCAUGAGGCGCCUUGAACAUGAAAAACGACGGAAGGACAUUAAGGAGCAGUGGCAUCGGGCUCAGAGAAAGCUGCAAGAGGCAGAAGCCAACCUGCGCAAGGCCAAGCAGAUGUACAAUCAGCGCUGCGAGGAGCACGACAAGGCCAAGCACGUGACAGUGAAGGCUGAGGAGGAGCAGCAGAGCACCAGCAGCAGCACGGCCACCAAGACCCUGGACAAGAAGAGGCGGCUGGAGGAGGAGGCCAAGAACAAGGCCGAGGAGGCGCAGGCCACGUACCGGACCUGCAUCGCUGACGCCAACACGCAGAAGCAGGAACUGGAGGACACCAAGGUGAACGUGCUGCGGCAGAUCCACGAAGUCAUUAAGCAGAGCGACCAGGUCAUCAAAUCGGCCACCAUCUCCUUCUACCAGAUCAUGCACAUGCAGACGGCUGCCCUACCCGUCUACUUCCAGACACUGUGCGAGAGCAGCAAGCUGUAUGACCCCGGGCAGCAGUACGCCUCCCACGUCAAGCAGCUGCAGCGGGGAGACGAGCCUGAGACCCAGUAUGACUUCGAGCCCUACGUGUCACAGAUCGCCUGGUCGCCCUUUGCUCGGGCACGGAAAGGCAGCUUCAAUGCCAACGACUUUGCAAGCAGCAGCGUGGAUGGGGCUUCUCCCUCCAAAGAGACGGGCAUCCCCGAGGGAGGUGCAGCGACCAAGGAGCAGAACAGUGGGGCGGUGCACGUCGAGCGGAGAGGUGGACGGGGGCACCAGGUCCAUAAAUCUUGGCCGACGUCCAUGAUUGAAACCGAAGGCAGCCUGGAUUCAAGCUCAGGUGAAUUUAGCCGGAAGUUGCAGCGGUUGUCUUCCAACGGCACCAUGUCCUCCAGCGAAGAGCUGGAAGAGAAGGACGAGAACGCAGCCUCGUUUGAACAGAGCAUCAAUGGGAUCACCCCGGAAAUGACGGCUCCCACGGGCCCCUUCCGAAACAUGGGCUUAUCCAAGGCUGCCCAGACUCAUCGGCUGAGAAAGCUCCGCACCCCGUCCAAAUGCCGGGAAUGCAACAGCUACGUGUACUUCCAGGGGGCAGAGUGUGAGGAGUGCUAUUUGGCUUGCCACAAGAAGUGCCUGGAGACCUUGGCCAUCCAGUGUGGACACAAGAAACUCCAAGGGAAGCUGCAGCUCUUCGGCCAGGACUUCACGCAGGCUCUGCGCAGCAGCUCGGAUGGCAUCCCCUUCAUCAUCAAGAAGUGCAUCGCCGAGAUUGAGAAGCGGGCUCUGAAGACCAAGGGCAUCUACCGGGUCAAUGGCGUGAAGACACGCGUGGAGAAGCUUUGCCAGGCAUUUGAGAAUGGGAAGGAGCUGGUGGAGCUGUCCCAAGCCUCCCCGCAUGACAUCAGCAAUGUCCUGAAGCUCUACCUGCGACAGCUGCCGGAGCCCGUCAUGCCCUUCCGCCUGUACAACGCGCUCAUGGGGCUGGCCAAGGAAAGCCUGCAAGGCGGGGGCGAGGCCAAGGGCAAAAGUGGGAAGGGGGGGCCCGAGCUGGUGGACAAAGGCGCCGACACCGACAAGGUGGUCAUCACCCUGGUGCUAAAACUGAAGGAGCUGCUGAAGGAGCUUCCCCGGGAGAACAUGGCCACGCUACAGUACAUCAUGAAACACCUGUGCAGGAUUGUGGAAGUGGAGCAGGACAACAAGAUGACCUCGGGCAACCUGGGCAUUGUCUUUGGGCCCACGCUUAUGCGCCCAAGGCCCACCGAGGCCACCAUUUCCCUGUCCUCGCUGGUCGAUUACCCCCACCAAGCCCGCAUCAUCGAGGCCCUCAUCAUCUUCUACACAACCAUCUUUGAGACCACAGAUGCCAAGCUGCUGCCCGAUUCCAGCGAAAGGGCUGAGGAUGCCAAAGAGGACAGGGCCAAGGACAAUGCGGUUUCACUGGCUGCAGCUCCGCAAGGCAGCGGCCCCUACCUUGAACUGCCCUCGGAGAAGGGGGAUUCUGAUUACAACGCAGACUCGUACGGAGAAACCGCCGAUCGCUCCCUAGACUCCGACUCCGAGCUGGAAGAGGGUGGGGAAUUGCUGGCCCCGGGCGAGGACGCCCCCCGGCACCCGCUGGUGACGCAAGGCAGCGAGACGAGCGCGGACGAGGCUCACUCCUGCGACGACCUGAGCGAGGGGCAGCGGAGCAGGACCUGUAGCACGGGCCAGUGGGAUGCAGAGUGUGCCGCCUCUCGCCAGUGCGGCUCGCCGGGGGAAGAGCAGAGCGAUCCGGAAGAGGACUCCGGGCCAGAGAGGGAGGGCAGCGCGAGACCGCUCUCUGACUAUAACACAAACCAAUCCAACAACAAGCCGCCAGCCCGUUGCAGCCUGGGGCACGGGCUGCUGCCCACCAUUCGGUUACGGGACGGCAAGCUGGUUGUGAGGUCGGCCAGCGAGCGGCAGCCCAGAUUUGUCUAGGCCGCCAAGCUAAAGCCACGCGAUAGACACUGGGGGAGGGCAGAUGAGCAGGAGCUCCCCACCGGCAGCUAAGCCACAGGCAUGGCUGUGUACAGUCAGGAAAGAGAAGGGGCUACAGCGGAGCUGUGCUUCAGGCAGCUCACCAGGGUUUUGUAUGCUGGCUGCAGACCAAAUGACUGAAAUGUCCAUACAAAACCCCCGAGGAACUUGACUUUCUGCAGGACUUUGCCAGAGCUGCAGGUGGACAACUGCAUCCAAGCAGGAUAUCCUCUUGCAAGGAGCCCCGCGGAGGUUUAUAUUAUCUUGCUACACUGGACUGUAAAGAGAUCGUGACUUGGCUGUACCCAUCUGGGCUGCCAGAGGGGGUUUCCCAUCUUCCUGUUCCCCAACCCCAUGCCUUUAUUUAAACUGUUCUGCAAGGAAAGAGCUAUUUCAGUACCUGACCCACCUACAUCACUGCAGUUGCCACAGGUGGUGCUGGGAGAGACUGCCAAUAACACAGCCGACCAGACUGCAAAGGAAGAAGCUGAAGGGACAACCUGCUGGGAGAGAGCACUGCCUCCUUCCCACUUAUCAAGACAACAAGAGUUAGCAUUUUGUAUUUAUGCAGCAUCUAGGAUCCUUCAACACUCAGUACAGCAGCCCUAUGCACCAGGCAGGGUGGCAGAGGACAAACACCAGGCCACACAGCACCAUGAGGAGCAGAGACAGCUCUGGACAAACUUAUACCCCAGCUUCUUGGAGAGGACUUCCAAGCCUCCAAAGUUGGUCCACUCAAAAGCAAUCGAGGUCCCAGAAAAUAUCCAGCCUCAGGCUGGCCUGGUAGAAGUGCCACGUGCCCUCUUGCCUGGCUUUGCAGGGAGGUUUUGAGAAUUGAUGCAGUAUAUUCCUGCCAGAUCCUGACAAAAUACAUGGACUGUGGGACCAACUGGAGCAGACAUCCACAUCUCAGCUGCAAGUGAACUGCAGGAAUCUUGGCGCUUCCUUGCAACACAGGAGAUAAACACCAACGUGCCUUUUUGCUCUCCACUGAAAAGUUUGCCCAUUGCUUUUAUUUAUGGGCAUUCUCUGCCUGUCCAGAGCACAGGAGCUGUAAGCUAUUUGUAACUCAGAGCUGGGAGUUACCCGAGGGGUCACUGCCAGUCACACUGUCCACGGGGCAGUUCCUGAGAGAUCCCAGGCACUGUUUAGUCCUUUGCAUAGUUUCUUCUAAUCUCAAAUGAUCCAAAAGAGACUUGAAGUGUGGCUUCACUAUGGAAGAAAGGGUGGCUACAGCUCUGUGAAAAUCCCAGACAUGGGCACUGCCACUCCUGCAGGCCCCUGCACUGAAGUUGGGCGACUUGCUCUCUCAUCCUAAGCCUAGGGCUGCCUCGGCUGGCAGGGAGCCCUGGCACCUUCCAGCAGAGAAGACACUGGAGUGUCCAACACUGCUGCUCAUGAUGUUAAAACGGAGCCCAGCAAAGACGGUUCUGCAGGGAAGGAGCAGCAGAAACCAGAAUGGGACGAGCUCUAAACAAUGGAGCUGAAAGCAGUUUCCUUUGAGUUGCCGCACCAAUGGCUUCUGCUUUCUUCUGGCAAGCACUGGGAGUAGCACAGCACAGGCAAGGGAGCAGGGAGUCUCCUACCCAGCCUCAGAGCCCUCUCAAAGCAAAUAGGCCAGUGUACAAUGUGGGAAACCAGAGAACGGAGGUUGCCCCUGCAGCCUUUCCGUCUGCUGCAUGCUAGCUUCAAGCAGAGCCCCCUGCUGCAAUUUUGCUUCCUGUCAUUUGAAGCAGACAGGCUGACCGAGUCUCCAUCAGCUUUUCCAUCUGCCCCUGUUGAUAACAGGCCGCAGCCCCCAAGGCUAGUUAGAUGUACCGAUUCAAAGCCAUUUUGAAACUCGACCAGACACACCCCCUCAGCAGCCAACGGGGUUAGCAAAGAUAACUCCUGCCCCUUCAUGCAGAACAGGCUUUGCCAUUAGAGGUCACUACACACUGCUAAAUACAUUAGGUAGAGAGCACAGCUGGAAAGAGAAAGGAGUUUGACCCAUUUUGAAGCCAAUCAAGCUCAGCAUGUGAACUCUGUCCCUUCACUGGAAAGAAACAGCCAGUCCAAGUCAUCCUCAGGCCAGCUACGCUACAGAAGCAGCAGGCUGAAGACGUACUGAAGGAACGGCUACCUCAGGGGUUUGGGGUGGGAUAGAUACUUCUAUGUUGUGGAGGGCAGAGAAGAGAUCCAGACAAGUAGAAAGAACUCAUGGAUGUGACAUCCAGAGCUCUCUGACUUGUUUGAGCAAAGCCCAGCAGGAUAAUGCAGCUCUUUAUGAGAGGAGGUGGAGGUAAAGAGGUACACAGAAUACAACGCAUAGAAGAGAUGGAGCUGGGAAGACAAGCAAGAAUCGUUGCCGCAUACUUCAUCAACAGGAGAGCUGUGUUUAAAACAGGUUGCUUCCAUAGCAGAAGUCAGGACUACUCACCAGCUCGCUGUGCUACCAGUAACAGUGGCGGUACUGUGCACGUCUGCAAGGAUGGAUGGGUGAAUGCGAGAGGGAGUGGAUGGGCCGCGAUGCCCAAGCGUUCUGUUCUGAGGGCUCUGCUUGUGCUUGGCAUUGAAAAUCAUCACCCUUGUUUGUAUAUAGGUUUAGCCCAGCGCACAGAGCAGCAUCGUGUGGCUUGUGCUUUCUACCAAGUCACCCGCUUCAGUGAAAUAAAAUGUUUGGAUGAGUGUAUGCACCAAAA